Messenger RNA from Closterium sp. Naga37s-1, 3342 nucleotides. NCBI's taxonomy places the organism in Eukaryota, Viridiplantae, Streptophyta, Zygnematophyceae, Desmidiales, Closteriaceae. The record is from the annotation of a GenBank genome assembly.
AUGACGUAUCGUCCUGACCUGCCAGAGAGCGGCGGUUCCAGUGCCAACUCUGGUAGUGGUGGCGGCUCUGACACCUCAUUCACUCCCCGCACCGGCAGUGACGGGAACGGUAGCGGUAACGAGCCCACUUCUGGUGGUGGCGUGAGCAUUGCUCCUCGACGUCCGGCCCCGUCUAGCGGCGGGGGUGGCGGUAGCGAUAUCGGUAACGAUCUUACAUCUGGCAAUGGCAAGGGCUUCUCAUAUAGACGUCCAGCUCCGUCUAGCGGCGGCAACGGUGCCGGCAAGAGCGACUCGGAGACGAGCUUCAAAAAGAGAGAAGAUCUUCCUGGAGGCGGCGGCAGCGGCGACGGUGAUGGAAGCGGAAGCGGCGGCGGCGGCAUCGGCGGCGGAGGAGGAUCGUUCACAGGCCGCAAUCCGACCACCUCUCCACCGAAGCCGAAGCCCCGUCCGCCCAUCUCGGCGCCAAAGCCGGAGCCGCAACCCAGCGCCCCUCCUAGUGACACCGGCGGCAGCGGCGGUGGCGGUAAUGGUGGUGCUAAGGUGGCAACCACAAAGCUUUAUCUGCUGUCGGAGGGCUCUACCAAGGGGCGGUGUUUGGACGGCAGUGCCCCGGGGUACUACCAUCGUCAGGGCUUCGGCACUGGCUCUCGGAAGUGGAUCAUUUUUCUCGAGGGCGGCGGGUGGUGCUUCAGCCUCAAGCAGUGCGCCGUGCGUUCCAAAGGCCUUCUCGGGAGCUCCAACCAAUGGCCAAAGGAGCGCAAGGUGGAGUUCAACGGCGUGGUGAGUCCGAGCAGCCGUGACAACCCGGGCUUCUACAACUGGAACGUGGCAUCUAUUAAGUACUGCGACGGCGGCUCGUUCGCGGGCGGCUCGGGCAUGGCGCGCACCAAGGCCAACGAUACGGUCUUCUUCCUCGGCAACUGGAACCUCAAGGACUCGAUCAAAGACCUCUUGAGCCAGCGCGGCAUGAGCAAGGGCACGGACGUGCUGGUGGCGGGGUGCAGCGCUGGCGCCGUGGCGGUGUCGAUGCUGUGCGAUCAGAUCGCGGGCCAGCUCAAGCCCUUCGGCCUCAAGACCAAAUGCCUCAUGGACGCCGGGUUUAUCCCAGAUGUGAAGGACUACAAGGGUCAGUUUUCCCUGCGUGAGAAGGUCGGGCGCAUGACUCAGCUGCAGAGCUUCAACGGCAUCGGGAUCAACGGCGACUGCCAGCAAGCGAAUCCUGGGCAGAGUUGGAAAUGUUUUUUUCCGCAGUACAAUCUCAAGUACAUCCGGACCCCGACCUUCCUUGUGAACUCGCUUGCGGACUACAAGGGCGUGGCGCUCUCGUUGGCUCCUCGCUCCAAAAAGAAGAGCAACCCUAUCAUCAAGUGCCUCUCUUCCAACUACGACAAGGCCAAGUGCACUCCGCAGCAGCUCGCUCUUCUUCAAAACUAUUCCCAAGGGAUCAAAUCAUCGCUGGACGAGAUUUCACAUAACCGCGCAUCGGCCAACGUGCAGUUCAAAGUGUUCACGUACACCCAGUCCACGCACUGCGUUAUGGGUGAUGCUCUUUGGAGCCAGCUCAAGUCUGCAGACCAGCCCACCAUUGCAAACAAACGACUCUCUUCGACGUAUGGAAGCGUCACUGGUGCCAUCGCCAACACAUUGAAGAACUCGUUUAUGGACUGCUAUCCACCACCAGCUCUCCUUCCUGAUCGUCCUGCUCUCCUCUUUCGUCCUUCCCUGUGUUCUCUCCUUUCCCCAUCCGUUCCCCUCCGUCCCCACCGUCCCUCGGCCCUCUCGUCCCCGCGCAGUCCGCCGGGGUUCUACCACCGGCAGGGGCACGGCGCGGGGGCGAACAAGUGGCUGAUCUACCUGCAGGGCGGCGGGUGGUGCUACAGUGUCACGGGGUGCAGCUUCCGCGCAACCACCGUGCUCGGGAGCACCCGCUUCUACGUGCCGCCAUCUAACCCCGCGUUCGAGUCCACGCUGCGCAAGUAUGGCACGCAAUUCAGCGGAAUGCUGAGCGCGAGCGCGCAGGAGAACCCCGCGUUCUUCAACUGGAACACCGUCAUGGUGCUCUACUGCGACGGCGGCGGCUUCGCGGGCAGCGGCCAGCGCAUCGCCGUCAACCGCACCACCACGCUCUUCUCGCACGGCUCGCGCAUCAUCAACGCCGUGUUACAAGAGCUGACCACGCGGCGCGGCAUGGCGGCGGCCGCCAAGGUGGUGCUGAGCGGGUGCUCCGCGGGUGGGCAGGCGGUGAGCGCCGUGUGCAACCGCGUGGGCGCCGCCGUGCCGCGGGCCAACGUGAAAUGCAUCAUGGACGGCGGGUUCUUCCUCGACGCGGACGACGUGACGGGGCAGAAGUACUUCCGCAGCCUCGCCAAGUCCAUUGUCGCGCUGCACCGCCCCUUCGUCGACCCCGCCUGCCGCCAGAUGUACGGCACGCAGGUGUGGAAGUGCUUCUUCCCGCAGAACAACCUCUACUUUGUGCGCCGCCCUGUCUUCAUAGUCAACUCAGUGGCGGACUUUGCCGCCAUAGACAUCGCCAACCAGGGCCAGAACGAGUCCUCUACCACCAGCAUCACGCACUGCAUGAACAAGCUCUUUCUCAAGGCCGGCGCUCCCCCCACUGCCGCUGCUGCUGCUGUCUCUGACUCCGCUCCUGCUGAUGCUGCUGAUGCCGGGGCUGUGGGGGCGGUGGCAGCGGAGUUUGGUCCGGUGGGGGAUGAGGAGAAGGAGGCGGAGGCAUGGGGUGGAGAUGCUGUAGCUUCCAGUGAGCAGACCCGCACUGCUCGGUCUACUGCUUUCUCUUCUCCUGCUUUCCCAGCAGCGUCUGGCGCACAUGCAAAUGCAGGGCUAGUAGACGGAGAAACAUACGAUCAGUUUUCUGCUGUUUUCCACACGCCACAAGGUGUGCCAUCGCCCCACCCACGGUGGUCGAUAGAAGGAGACACGCAUGUGCAACUCGUCCCCUUCAACCCCACCACGAGCACCACCGGCGCCACCAGCAGAAGCUUCACGGCCCUUCACGGCGCUACAGCUACCAUCACAAGAUUCGACCAUGACAGGGACAGAGACCGGGACAACGAAGGAGACAGGGACAGCAGCAAGAGCAGAAGCAAGAGCAGCACCAGCAGCAGCGGCAGUGAGUGCUCUUCAGCGGAGAUGGCAGCGAUACAGACGUACUCGCGGCGGUCCAUCAUGCGAAUCCGCGCUGUGCUGCGCGCCAAGCCUUCAUUCGGGUUCUUCCUGGUGGGCACCAUCGGCCACUGCACCACCAUCUACCCCUCGUGGGCGCAGGUCGCCCGCAAGAAGGAGAACCUGCGCCAGGAGCUCACCACGUGGAUUGGACCCUAG